GUUUGAUUGACGGAGCGGCUCCACCUGCUCGUUCUGUGCACAGUCCGUCGAUCCCGUAUGUGCGUGAUUCACCUGCUCAGACGCUCAUGAAGAUCCGCCGAAGUUUAACACGGGUCGGUCUGAAAGUGUUUUAUUCCCGUCUGGAUGAGUCAUUGUGUCUGUUCUGGACAUUUAAUCUGUAGCUAUUGCACAUGAUCACUGCUGGAAUGACACACUCUCUCUGAACAGUAGUAACUCAGGAACUGGUGAAACAGGUGCAGAAGAUCUUCAUGAUGGAUGAAAGUGCUGUGAAUGUGUCGAAUGUGAAAGUGGCGGUCCGGGUGCGACCCAUGAACAGGAGAGAACGAGACUUAAAGACAAAAUGUGUUGUGGACAUGGAAGGAAACCAGACCAUCCUGUACCCGGCCAGUGGAAACCUGGGAAAGGGCGACAGCAGGAGCAAACAAAAGGUUUUCGCGUAUGAUUAUUGCUUCUGGUCUAUGGAUGAGGCAGAGGCGGCCAAAUUUGCAGGUCAGGACGUGGUGUUUCAGUGUCUUGGAGAGAGUCUUUUGGACAGCGCUUUCCAAGGAUACAAUGCCUGUAUAUUUGCAUAUGGGCAAACAGGCUCUGGAAAGUCGUACACGAUGAUGGGAACGGCGGAGCAGCCGGGUCUGAUCCCACGCCUGUGCAGUUCUCUGUUCCAGCGCACCGUACAGGUGCUAAGGGAGGGCGAGAGCUUCACCGUGGAGGUGUCCUACAUGGAGAUCUACAACGAGAAGGUGCGAGACCUUCUAGAUCCCAAAGGGAGCCGGCAGGCAUUGAGGGUCCGGGAGCAUAACGUGUUGGGGCCAUAUGUAGAUGGUCUGUCCCGCCUCGCUGUGACCAGCUACAAGGACAUCGAGUCUCUGAUGUCGGAGGGGAAUAAAUCCCGCACUGUGGCGGCGACGAACAUGAACGAAGAGAGCAGCCGCUCGCACGCCGUCUUCAACAUCAUUCUGACGCACACGCUCCGAGACCUGAAGACAGGGACGAGUGGAGAGAAGGUGAGUAAACUCAGUCUGGUGGAUCUGGCCGGAAGUGAGAGAGCUGAUAAAACUGGAGCUGGAGGAGAAAGACUCAAAGAAGGAAGCAACAUUAACAGGUCCCUCACCACUCUUGGACUGGUGAUCUCUGCUUUGGCGGAGCAGGGUGCAGGAAAAAACAAGAGUAAAUUUGUUCCUUACAGAGACUCAGUGCUCACAUGGUUACUGAAGGACAGUUUAGGAGGAAACAGCCGCACAGCUAUGGUUGCAGCGGUGAGUCCAGCGGCCGACAACUACGACGAGACUCUGUCCACGCUUCGGUACGCAGACCGGGCCAAAAGCAUCGUUAAUCACGCCGUGGUUAAUGAAGAUCCUAAUGCCAGAAUCAUCAGAGAGCUGAGAGAGGAGGUGGAGAAACUCCGCAGCCAGCUCACCGAGGCUGAGUCAAUGAAAGCUCCGGAGCUCAAAGAGAGACUGGAGGAGUCAGAGAAGCUGAUCCAGGAGAUGACCGUGAGCUGGGAGGAGAAACUCAGGAAGACUGAGGAGAUCGCGCAGGAGCGACAGAAGCAGCUGGAGAGUUUGGGAAUUUCUCUGCAGUCGUCUGGGAUCAGAGUCAUUGAUGAUAAAUGCUUCCUGGUCAACCUGAACGCAGACCCCGCCCUCAACGAGCUGCUCCUCUAUUACUUAAAGGAACACACUCGUGUGGGUUCUGCAGACUCUCAGGACAUUCAGUUGUGUGGUCUUGCAAUUCAACCGGAGCAUUGUGUUAUAGACAUCAAACUAGAGACGGGAGUCACGCUCACCCCGAAGAGAAACGCUCGCACAUUUGUGAACGGCGCUGUGGUCUCGUCCCCCGUCCAGUUGCAUCAUGGGGAUCGAAUCCUCUGGGGAAACAACCACUUCUUCAGGCUCAGCGUGUCGAAUGCGUAUCGUGUUGGUGUUGAGGAUGAGGAGGGGUGUACGACGAAGGCUCUGGAUGUGGAUGUAGACCGUCUCAGUCACGCCUCCAGUGACAACAGCUUCAGUUUUGAGUCGGCCCAGACAGAAGUCAUGAUGAAAGCACUGGGAAACGACGAGCCGCUGCAGUCGAUGCUUUACUCUCUGGAGCGCAGGCAUGAGGAGGAGAAGCGCUCGGCUCUGGAGCGACAGCGGCUGAUAUACGAGCAGGAGCUGCAGCAGCUGCGCAGACGUCUGUCCACAGAGCUGCAGACGCAGCAGCAGCAGCAGCUCAACACCAGCCUGGGGUCGUCUCCGAGCCCACUGCGCCAGUCCACUGACGAGAGGGAAGCUUUGAUGAAUCAAAGUCUGCGCAAGCUGAAAGAGCAGAUCGUGAAGGCCAAUCUGCUGGUUCAGGAGGCUGGAUUCAUCGCUGAAGAGCUCAACAAGAAAACCGAAUAUAAAGUCACACUGCAGAUCCCGGCUGCCAACCUCAACGCCAACCGCAAGCGGGACACGGUUCUGAGCGAGCCGGCCGUGGAGGUCCGGAGGAAGGGCAAAGGGAAGCAGAUCUGGUCCAUAGAGAAGAUGGAGAACCGGCUGGUGGACAUGAGAGAGCUCUACCAGGAGUGGAAAGACUACGACGAGGACGAUCCUGCCAUGCGUUCGUACUUCAAGCGUGCCGAUCCGUUCUUCGACGAGCAGGAGAACCACAGUCUGAUCGGUGUGGCAAACGUCUUCCUGUCCUGUCUGCUGUAUGACGUCAAGCUGCAGUACACGGUGCCCAUCAUCAACCAGAAGGGAGAGGUGGCGGGUCGUCUUCACGUAGAAGUGGAGCGUCUGAGUGGAGACCUGGAAGAGCGUGAGACAGGAGGCUCUGAGAGCAGUCCAGACGGAGAGAUGCAAGAUCGCAAACUCACCUGCAUGAUCAAGGUGUUGCAGGCGACUGGAUUGCCUCAGCACCUCUCAAACUUCGUUUUCUGUCAGUAUCAUUUCUGGGAGCAGCAGGAGCCGGUGUUUAUCGCUCCAGAAGUGGGUCUGACGGCCCCCAGCAGCAGAGAGCCGCAGACUCUGGUGCUGUUUGACAAAUGCAAGACUCUAGAAGUGACCGUGACUGAAGACUUUCUGGAGUUUCUGAUGGACGGUGCAUUGGCUGUUGAGGUUUAUGGUCACAAACAGGCAAAUCCACGCAGGAAUCUGGCUCUCUGGGACCUGGGGGUGAUUCAGGCAAAGACUCGCUCUCUCAGAGAGAGGUGGAGUGAAGUGACGCGCAGGCUGGAGCUCUGGGUUCAGAUCCUGGAGCUGAAUGAUGCUGGAGAGUUUGUGCCGGUGGAGGUUCAGCCAGCUAAGGACGUCUGCACAGGAGGAAUCUUUCAGCUCAAACAGGGUCAGUCCAGGCGUGUUCAGGUGGAGGUUCGUUCGGUCCAGGACUCCGGCACCAUGCCUCUAAUAACUGAGUCUGUGCUCAACGUCUCCAUCGGCAAUGUGGAGGUCCAUCAGACUCGAUCUGGCAAAAGCACAGAGACCCAGAGGGUGGGAGAUAAAGAUGUGGACAGUUAUCAGGAGGUUGAUCUGGAGAGACUGAGGGUCCGGUGGCUCACGGCUCUAACUGGACGACAGGAAUAUCUGGACCAACGUCUACAGAAACUUGUCGGCAAGCAAGAUAAGUCCGAAGAGGAUGUGGAGAGCGAGUCGCAGCUGCUGGAGUGUCGUCUGACGCUGACAGAGGAGAGAAACGCUGUGCUGGUGCCCUCUGCUGGCAGCGGUAUCCCAGGAGCCCCGGCGGAGUGGGCUCCUGUUCCAGGAAUGGAGACCCACAUCCCUGUCAUCUUCCUGGACCUCAGCGCUGAUGAUUUCUAUGAUCAUCUGUCCGCUCCUCUCGCUGGAGGUCUGGAUGCUGCGCUCGACAGAGAAGAUAAAGAUGAUUUCAUGGACUUACAGAUCGUCAAACACUAUCAGAAUCAGGUGAAGGCAGAGGCAUCAUGGGACUGCACCGUUCAUGACAGCCCUGAGCUGAAUCGAGCGACGGGGCCGGAUCACAGGAUUUACCUCACCAUCCGUGCCAUCGUUCUGCUCAGUCAUCCCGCGCACAUGCAGCUGGUGCUACGCAAGCGCAUCUGUGUGAACCUCACCGGACGACAGGGUUUUGCUCAAAGUCUGCUGAGGAGAAUGUCUCACCGCAGCUCUGUUCACAGCUGUGGACUCACGUUUGAGAUCGUCUCAAAUAUCCCAGGGGACAUUCAGAGCUCUGAAGACCGAGAGAUGCUCGCCCGACUGGCUGCCAGCACCGAAAACCCAGGAGCCGAGAGUGAAGCCGCCAUCGAGAAAUACCUGCGGAGUGUGUUAGCGGUGGACAACAUCCUCACGCUGGACCGUCUCAGACAGGAGGUUUCGGUGAGGGAGCAUUUGAAAGAUAAAGGAAAGCUUCCCAAACGCUGCCUCAGUUCAUCCAGUGUACACCGGCUCUCUGGCAGUAGGAAAGAUCUGUCCAGCAGCCAAGACUCAGAAGACAACAAAAGUGGCUGGGACAGUCGGCAGGACAUUUCUACACUAACAUCAGCCACAAAGAGUCCAUCUCACUCAGCGUCAGUAGAAAAUCAAAAACCAGAGCCAGGUCUCUCAGGAUUUGCUGCAUCUUAUUUCUCCCCAGUGAAAGCUAUAGUAUCUCCAGUACCCAAGAUGUUCAAGACUCUGUUAUCCAAAAAAGAGGAGAAGAAAGAGACGCCGCCUCCUGGUGUCUUUGAGCAGAACGUGCCACGUAUUAUUGUGCAGUCUGCCAGUCUUGAAGACAUCAACAGCUAUGAACUGGCUCCACAGGGUCCAUCAAAAGAAACCACUCAAGACAGCCAAUCAGAAUCUGCUUCCUUUGUGCCCAUUUUUCCGGUUAUUCCUGAUAAAGUAAAGACCACUAAAGCAUCCACCAUAUCCUCAGAAAACCUGUCUGACAUCCAGAUAAGCCAUGCUAUGGAAACUCCAAAUUCAGAAAAUGAUGAUGAGAUUCUACUUCAUCAAGAAGUUGAGGUUACACCUCUUUCUGUUCCUCCAGUGGUUGAGGAAGUUCUACCUUCUAAUCUUUCUCCAGAGGUUGAGGUUCCACCUCUUAAUUCUCCUUCAGAUGCUGAGGAGGUUCUACCUCGAUCUGUUCCUCCAGUAGAUGAGGUUGAGUUUCUACUUACAUCUGUUCCUCCAGAGGUUGAGGUUCCCCCUCCUAAUUCUACCUUGGAUGCUGAGGAGGUUCUACCUGCAUUUGUUCCUCCAGUAGAUGAGGAAGUUCCAGCUCCUAAUCCUCCUUUAGAGGCUGAGGAGGUUCUACCGUUAUCUGUUUCUCCAGAGGAUGAGGAAGUUUUAUCUCCACCUGUUUCUACAGAGGUCAGAGAUGCUCCACCUCUUUCUGUUUCUCCAGGACUCAAAGAGUCUCUAUCUCCUAUUCCUCCAUUGGAGAUUAAGGAGAUUUCACCUCCUGCUCCUAUAGAGGUUGAAGAACCCAAGCAAAGUCCAGUUGGUGAUUCAACAAACAGCUCCCUCAGCGAUGUCUCAAGUGGAUACAUCUCCACAAGUCUCUCCAUAGUGACUCUCUCAGAGGCCUUGAAUGUUGAUCCUCCUCUCAUCGACAGCACAGAGGCCAAAAUAGUCUCUUCUUCCAAAAAGAGUGAACCAAAAACAGAGUUUGUGCCAACAAGCAGCACAUCCCCAGAGCAUCAGUCAAAACUUGAACCAGUCGACCUAGAACUUGGAGAACAGCCACCUACAGAAUCCCAGACAUCAGAAGAACAUGGUCAAGUGUCUCUUCUAGAUACAUCUCCUGAAAAACUCCUCAGUGUUUCUGAUUCCUUACCUCAAGAAGCCUCUGGAGCCAACGUCUCUUCAUCUGGCCAAUCAUCUUGUUCAGCCCCAUUAGUACUAUCUACACCAUUAGCACCACCAGUUGCCUCAAAAACAGCUGAUCCAUCAGUACCAGUAAAGCAAGCUAAGCCAUUAGUGCCUACCCAGCAAUCAAGACCUGAACAAAAUGUCAAACUCACUCCUGCUCCAACCUCCAACCCUUUCCAAAUACACAGAGUCAAGACCUCUGGCUUAAAGUCUUUCAAAGGGAUCCUGAAUGAAGAAGAUGAAGAGGGUAAAACUAAACAAAUUAACUUUUCAUCUGCACUGAGCGAGUCUCAAGAAAGACUGGAGAUCAUUUCUGAUUCAGAGGAAAGCCUUGAGACUCCCGACUGGCUGAAGGAGGGGGAAUACGUCACCGUGGGCACCAAUAAAACUGGAACAGUCCGUUACGUAGGACCAACUGACUUUGCAAAGGGUGUUUGGGUUGGAGUGGAACUUGAUGUUCCAGCAGGUAAAAACGAUGGUUCGGUUGGGGGUCGCCAUUACUUCCACUGCAACCCUGGUUAUGGUGUUCUUGUGAGAGCAAAUCGGGUCGUAAAAGCGUCUGGUACCGCUAAACGGUUGAGGCAGAAACACAAGCAGAACCUCUCGGGAUCUAGUCCCAAUCUGGCAGCCCUUACAGCGAUGGCCAAAGGAGAAGCUGGAGCACGCAAGGGUGAAAACAGGAAGUCUUGGGUUAGCUGAGGGAAAUGCAUCAUUGUUGAUGGACGUGUACGGAGGACAGUAUUGGUAUGGCACUAAAACACUACACUGAUACUUGCAGGGAUGUAACUGCCACCUGAUUUACUCAAAUCUACACUACAUAGUGCCUUCCUAGUGUUCGAAAAGCCCAUUUUAGAGAUGUAUUUUCAGCCUCGGUAAGCAGUAUUUUUGGUAUUAUUCGUUUUUUUAUGGUUUUAAUAUCACAAAGUGCCCUGUUUAUCUGAACCCAAUGUCAGGGAGUAUGUGCAUGUGGUUGUUCCUUAGAAAAAUCAGGACACUGAUGGAUUCAUUUCAUGAUUUUAUAUACGGUAGGAAGGCGAGAUGGGUUUUACUCAUGGAGAUUAAAAGCUCCAGACUGUUUUAUUCAUAAAGGAUUGUUUUUAGUGUUAUUAUGGUGAGUUAGUUCUGUAUUUUCUCUUGGUUUGGUACCUUUGUAUUAUUAUUCUUUUCUUCUUUUUGCAACGAGUAAUUUAUGAUCAAAUUGUUAUUUGUUUAUUUAUUUUGCAGAUCAAAGUAAUGACAAAAAUGAAUGAUGAAGAUUUUAUAUUGCAAUGGUGAGAGUAAUAAACUUUAUUAUUUUA
Molecule: messenger RNA, 7105 nt
Organism: Carassius carassius (crucian carp)
Lineage: Eukaryota; Metazoa; Chordata; Actinopteri; Cypriniformes; Cyprinidae
Product: kinesin-like protein KIF13B
Exons: 43
Coding region: 270-6506 (2078 amino acids)
Biological process (GO): regulation of protein localization; microtubule-based movement
Cellular component (GO): adherens junction
Molecular function (GO): microtubule binding; cell adhesion molecule binding; ATP binding
Source: RefSeq, a predicted model, not a curated record